Molecule: messenger RNA, 2431 nt
Organism: Lampris incognitus (smalleye Pacific opah)
Lineage: Eukaryota; Metazoa; Chordata; Actinopteri; Lampriformes; Lampridae
Product: zinc finger FYVE domain-containing protein 1-like
Exons: 11
Coding region: 1-2370 (789 amino acids)
Molecular function (GO): zinc ion binding
Source: RefSeq, a predicted model, not a curated record
AUGAGCGGGCAUGGUUCCUCUUCAGAAAAGGGAGUCAAUACCAGUCUGAUAUGUCAAGAGAGUUAUCUCUGUGGGGGCUCUGAGGAGGCUGCAUUUGAAUGUGAUGAGUGUAAAACCUUACAGUGCGUUGGCUGUGAGCUUGAGCUUCACAGUCAGGAGCGUCUGAAGAACCAUCAGCGGGUUCAUAUAGGGCCUGGCCAUGUACCCUACUGUGAUCAUUGCAAGGGAGGUAAUGGUGGUUCGGACAAUGGUAGACGACAGAGGUCUGUGGUUCGCUGCCAGAGCUGCAAAGUUAACUUGUGCCAAGACUGUCAGAAACGCACCCACGGUGGAGGUAAUAAAAAGAAACACCAGCUCACCCCUUAUCCUCCUCCAACCAAACCUAAUGAGGCCUACCCUGGCCAGAAGUCUGUUCAGCUCUCUGCUGAAACGCCCGAUCAUGAGACCAAAGCCGAGAGAGAGAAAUUGUUGGAGAAUGUGUCAAGUUUUCUUCUGGUUGAUGAAAAUGAAGAAAUGCAGGUAAAAAAUGAGGCUGCCUUUAUUAAGAAACUCAGUUGCGAAGCUGGCCGAUUGCUGAAGGUGGUGUCCAUCUUUGGCAACACAGGAGAGGGGAAAUCCCACACCCUGAACCACACAUUUUUCAUGGGCAGAGAAGUGUUCAAGACCUCUCCCACACAAGAGUCCUGUACGGUGGGGGUGUGGGCUGCAUUUGAUCCUAUCCGUAAAGUGGUGGUGAUCGAUACAGAAGGCUUGCUAGGGAAUAAUCCCAAACAGGGUCAGAGAACUCGCCUCUUACUCAAGGUGCUCGCCAUCUCUGACCUCAUCAUCUACCGCACUCACUCCGACCGUCUCCAUGAUGACCUCUUCAAGUUCCUCGGUGAUGCAUCCGAUGUGUACCUGAAGCACUUCACCAAGGAGCUGAAGGCCACAACUGCCCGCUGUGGCCUAGACGUCCCGCUGUCUACCCUGGGCCCUGCAGUGGUCAUCUUCCAUGAAACCGUCCACACCAAGUUGCUUGGUUCAGAUAAGCCAUCUGAUUCAGUAGAUCGGCUGCUAUUGGAACGCUUCAGGAAGCUAGGCCGUUUCCCAGAGGCCUUCAGCUCUGUCCAGUACCGGGGCACACAGACCCUCACCCCACCUACUGACUUUCGUGGCCUGCAGAAGAAUCUGGAGCAGCUCCUGGAUAACAACGCCACUCGCUCCCCUCGCACUCCAGUGGUCAUUUUCAAAGCUCUGCAGGCCCUGAGUGAGCGAUUCAAUGGGGAGAUUGCAGACGAACUUGUGGCCCACAGCUGCUUCUUCCCCGAUGAGUACUUUACCUGCUCAAGCAUCUGCCUCAGUUGUGGCUCAGGUUGCAAGAACAGCAUGAACCACCUAGGGGAAGGACUGUGCCAUGAGGCUAAGCAUCGUUGCCGCUACUCUGCCCAGUAUGAGAAUCGCAUUUACACUUGCAAGACUUGCUAUGAAGAGGGGAAAGAAGUGAUAGUUGUUCCUAAAACCUCAGCUUCCUCCGACUCACCGUGGAUGGGCCUUGCCAAAUAUGCCUGGUCUGGUUAUGUGAUUGAAUGUCCCACAUGUGGAGUUAUCUAUCGGAGCCGUCAAUACUGGUAUGGGAAUCAGGACCCUGUAGACACAGUUGUUCGUACUGAGAUCCAGCAUAUAUGGCCGGGGUCGGAUGGCUUUCUGAAGGACAAUAGCAAUGCAGCACAGCGCCUUUUGGAUGGAGUUAACUUGGUGGCCCAGUCUGUGUCAGAGCUCAGUGUCAAGCCUGCCAAGGCCGUAACCUCCUGGCUGACAGAUCAGAUCGCCCCGGCCUACUGGAAACCCAACUCCCUCAUCUUGACAUGCCAUAAGUGUCAUGCAGUCUUCCAGGACAAUGAUACCAAACAUCACUGCCGUGCCUGUGGGGAGGGCUUCUGUGAUGGAUGUUCAUCCAAAGCCACUCCCGUCCCUGAGAGAGGCUGGGGUCUCGGCCCUGUUAGAGUGUGUGACCUCUGUUUCGAGCAGAGAGCCUUCCAUACAGAGUGUCUUGAGGCGGAGCUCGAGGAAGAGGAUGGUGGGACCCUAGCCAGGAAGGUUGGAGAGGCAGUGACCAACACCCUAGGGGCUGUCGUAACUGCUAUUGACAUCCCACUUGGCCUUGUUAAGGAUGCCGCUCGUCCUGCAUACUGGGUGCCUGACCAGGAUAUCUUGUCCUGUCAUAACUGCCAACGUGAGUUCACUGCCAAGCUGUCCAAGCACCACUGCCGUGCCUGUGGACAAGGUGUGUGUGACGACUGCUCUCCGGAGCGUCGACCAGUUCCUUCGCGGGGCUGGGAUCACCCUGUACGUGUGUGCACCAACUGCAACCAGAAACCUGGAGACCUUUAACAGGGAUGGUCUUCCUUCCUCAGAGAAACAGAGAGAACCACGCGCCCACACAGCCCACAGU